AUAAAAGCCGACUGAUAUAGACAUUGGCCACUCCUGCCCACCGUCACCCUCAUCUCUGUGGUCUAGAAAUCUCCAUUUCCCAAUUCCACCGCCUCUUUUCCCUUCUCUCAUCUCCCCCUUUCUCUUUAGACUGGUUUUGCUGCCACCUUCUGUACCGCCAAACCGAAUAAACUCAGAGUUAAUAUUGGAGCCCUUCAAUAAUUUGCUUCACCUUCAUGGCUGUUUUUAUUGCUUGUUUAGCGCUUUUCUUGACCAUGACUGGUCAUUCAGCUGCUAAUUACUGCGUCUGCAAUACUGGGGUGGGUGAUGGACAACUUCAGAAGAACAUAGACUAUGCCUGUGGAGCUGGAGCUGAUUGUGCUCCAAUCCUUCAAAAUGGUCCCUGUUUCAACCCCAACACUAUAAGAGAUCACUGUAACUAUGCUGUAAACAGCUAUUAUCAGAGGAAAGGCCAAGCGGAUGGGAGCUGUAGUUUUUCAAACACUGCAGCUGUGACUCAAACACCUCCAACUACUUCUUCCGGAUGCGUUUUUCCAUCUAGCCCCAGCAAUGCUGGCACGAGCACAUCAACCAACCCAUCUACAUCUCCUACAGGCACAAAUCCAACUUCUUCACCCACAACUACUGGUGGCUCCGGCACCGGCACCGGCGGCACGGGCACUGGUACUACUUCUACUACUGCACCAGGUUUUGGCCUUGGACCCUCUGGAAGUGGCAUCACCAACACAGAGAGCAUGGGUGUAGCUCUUCAGCAAAACUUGUUCACAUCUUUAGCUGCAACUCUUGUGCUUAUUGGCUUGAUAUGUCCAAGACUCUGAUCAGAGUCUGAGGAUGAGAGGUUUUCAAGUUUAGUGGGGGUUGAAUAUGUGGAUGAUGUUUUGCUACCAGAGAAUGUUGGAUUGGACUUUUGGCUAUGUGAUUGUACUGUGGAGCUGUUGUGGGAAUCAAGUAGGAAACUCUCACUAGGACUUCUUUUGUUUUAUUCCCCUUGUUAAGUGAUAAAGUUGGGAAUUUGAUUCCUUUGCUAGUAGGCGGGGAGAAUGGAGAUGUGGCUUCUCCUGGGGUAGUAGAGUGUAGAGUCUGAUCUCCUUAGACUUUUUGUAUAUCUAGAGAGGGCCAGUAUUUUUUUUGUUGUAGUAAGAAGUUGCUACCCCAGCUACGUUAUAUAUCUUUAUUUCGGAAGGAAAAACCCAACGUGUUUGUACUUUUUAUC
Messenger RNA from Coffea eugenioides, 1213 nucleotides. Its product is annotated as PLASMODESMATA CALLOSE-BINDING PROTEIN 3. The transcript is spliced from 4 exons. The record is from RefSeq and is a predicted model, not a curated record. The coding region runs from base 216 to 818 and encodes 200 amino acids. Lineage: Eukaryota; Viridiplantae; Streptophyta; Magnoliopsida; Gentianales; Rubiaceae.